AUGCAAAAGAUCUAAAUGCCAUACUUACCCAGAAAAACAUUUUUUCUUCUGCCAAUUCUAUAUACAACACAAAACUGUAACCCUCGAAAUUAGUGAAAAUAUAUCAUAAACAUUUAGGUCAAAAUAAAAAAAAAUUAUUAAAUAUAAAUUAAAAUAGAUAUAGAUAGAUAGAUAAAUAAAGGAAAUUAAUUACAAAAACGAAUGCUCCCCUUCCUUAGUCCGUUAUUCAACUAUUACUUAGUAUAUCUUAACUGGUCAGCUGGCUAAUGACAAUUUCCAAAAAAAGUACCAGUUAACAAACGAUUUAAUAUAAAACGAUGUGUUGUUAAAAUUAUUUGGUAUUAUGUUUUAAAGUGUAUGAUAAAGAAAAUAAUCCCCAUUAUACUACCCUUACGCAUUACAGCAACGAUAGUGGUUCGAUAGAUCGAGUUCCCUAAAAGUAUGCAACGUCACCAUAAUAUCACCGCACCCAAGGUCAUUUCUACACCCUACUUUUCUUCACUCAACUAACGCAAGUAGUGAAACACUGUGCACUGUAUUGUGUUCACAUUUUUUAUCGUCUGUCGAUAAACUACUUUAAGACAAGCUGUGAAUUGUCCAAUUUCUCUUAUUUACGUUCUUAAAUCACACUCUGCUUCAUACAUAACUUUAUAUUGAUGCAAAGAACAAGAGAUCGUAUAAUAUUAAUGUAUAGACUGCUCACUCACACUUUCAACAAAAUUGCUUCCGAAGGUAAAAAAAUAGCAAUACGGACCUGCGCUCUAUUAAUAUACUACGAGGAUUGUCGCCGUACACUCAAAUGACGCACUUAAAGUGUCGCAAACCAUAAUCGAAGCAAAUGGACAAGACGAAAACAAACUUGACGUUCUCUAUAACAAGAGUUCGUCGUUCGAAUGAUGUAAAACAUACAGAGCCAGAAUUCAAUAAUACCGCACUGCGCGGAGUGUACGAAACGGAUUUUAUCACUUAUUUGUCAAAACUUAACCUUCGCGUUGUGUAUACUACAAGUAUUAAGAAAGAUAUACAUGUUGAUAAUAAAUUUGUCUUAUUUUUACGCGCAAAUUAAAUGCGAGUGUCCUUUCGUCGGUUGUGAAAAUAAGAAAUAUGGAAUUUGUUAUCGGCGGCACCGCAGCGAUGGGUGCCUGUUUGUUUACGAAUCCUCUGGAAGUAUUGAAAACGCGUCUGCAACUACAGGGUGAACUGAAAGCCAAAGGUCAACACGCCAUCCACUAUAAGAACGUGUUUCACGCUGGUUAUGUGGUUUUGAGAAACGACGGCAUGCUGGGACUUCAGAAAGGUUUAGUGCCCGCACUUUGGGUUCAACUGAUCAUGAAUGGAACUAGGUUAGGUGUAUUCGACUGGGCGAAUUCCCGCGGCCUAUUAAAGGACAAAAAUGGAAGGAUAGUGUUUUUUCAAAGUGUUCUAGUGACUGGCGUUGGCGCGACUAUAGGACAGUACUUGUGCAACCCGUUUUUCUUAGUGAAAACUCACAUGCAGGCUCAAGCUGCGUCGCAAAUUGCUGUGGGAUUUCAACAUAACCACGAAGGUUCUUGGAAAGCACUAAAAAUUAUUUACGAAGGUUACGGGGUUAGGGGAUUAUUUCGCGGAGGCGCAGCUAGUGUUCCCAGAGCGUUCGUCGGGGGUUCCGCGCAACUGAUAUCGUUUGAGUAUGCCAAACAACUGAUACAAUCUUACGGCAUCACGGAACAUUUCCUUUUAAAAUCCUUUUUGGGAAGCAUGGUCGGUGGAGUAUCUCUUACAAUAGCGAUGACCCCGUUUGACUUAAUUUUGACCAGGCUGUACAAUCAACCAACGGAUGAAAAGGGAAAAGGCUUAUUGUAUAGAAACUACGGCGACUGCAUAGUUAGAAUUUAUAAAACCGAAGGUAUUUUGGCGUUCUACAAAGGGAUUGGACCAAUGUACUUGAGAUUAGGUCCCCAUACGGUACUGUGCCUCGUAUUCUGGGAUAUUUUGAAGAAUGUCUACGAUAAAUAUUUUUUAACUAACCCGGAAAAUUUAUAACAGUUCGUUCUAGCUAAAAAAAAUGUUCAUUUAACAAAAAUUUGUAUA
This is a messenger RNA of Cylas formicarius (sweet potato weevil), 2070 nucleotides long. RefSeq names its product solute carrier family 25 member 35-like. Lineage: Eukaryota; Metazoa; Arthropoda; Insecta; Coleoptera; Brentidae. The record is from RefSeq and is a predicted model, not a curated record. The transcript is spliced from 4 exons. The coding region runs from base 1105 to 2022 and encodes 305 amino acids.